Camponotus floridanus (Florida carpenter ant) is the source of this 2965-nucleotide messenger RNA. It is a transcript of the gene aos, whose product is annotated as protein giant-lens. The record is from RefSeq and is a predicted model, not a curated record. Bases 886 to 1773 code for a protein of 295 amino acids. Lineage: Eukaryota; Metazoa; Arthropoda; Insecta; Hymenoptera; Formicidae. The transcript is spliced from 4 exons.
CCAGUCGAGCGGACGGCAUACCUUCGCGCAUAGGUCGAUCUUGUCCGACGUUCCGUUUCACUCGACCUCGCCGAUCGUUUUACUCGUUUCUCUCCCGAGAGGACACGUAAGAACCCCGCGAGAAGGAGUCCCGCUUGGACGAUCGUCGACAUCGAUCGAUCGACGGAUACGAUCGAUCAUUUCGGGCAACGAUCGGGAAAUUUAGUGAGAGUGCGCGAUACGCUCUAUCGACCCUAGGGAGAUCGGGCCACCGCCAACUCCUUCAUGUUUCUAGAAAUCGAACGUUGCUGGAGCGCCAGAGGAAGAUAAGAGAGCAUUUCAAAUCGCCAUCAACAGAGACACGUGACGUUGUUGUUCUCGUCAGGAGGGAAGAGAGAUCGUGAGGAUCGUAACCCCGGAGAAGGAAGCCUGCGUCAAAGACUCGAGAGAGAAGAUUCCAAUCGCGCGUGCGACUCUUCGUAAUUGCAAAGAUCCUCUCGUAUUUUUUUAAUAUUCCUCGAUCGUGGAAUCGCCCAAGUAAGUGAUUUAGCAGCAUCGGAGGGAGAACUCUUCGAUGACCGAUUUGUAAAGAUUCACGUGAAAAUCGCGAAAAUGGACUUGAAAUUAUCGACGCUUAGCUUUCUCAAUAUACGAGAUUAAUUAUACUCGUAUAAUUGAUCCGCGAAUAUUUUUAUUAUGAGCAUUCUCUCGAACUUGUUUUCCUUUAGCGCGUCAUUACGUAAAUAAAAACACAUCGGGAGUCCUUGUCUUUAUCGCGUCUCCUGUUUUCCAAUCGCGGGUAACAAAACAAUCAACUUUCUUCCGGACGAAAGAAGAACGCGAACGAACGAUCGCCGAGAUUUGUUUUUACCGGGACGAAUUUGGCUCAUCUCAGGGCGAGACAAGAUGACUAACAAAGCGAUACGGCACCUGCUGUACAUCCUGCUGGCGAUCAUCGGCGUCGUCCGCAAAUGCAAAUGCGAGUUUCAGAUGACCGAAAACGACGACUAUCUAAACGAGUAUUUAGUCUUCGACGAUAACAAGUACUUCCAAUUGCAAGAAUUCGACGACACGACGCUCGAGAUCGACCUCAUCAAUCGUAAUAGAAAGCACAGGCUGAUGUAUGACGAACCCAGGGUGCUCUACCAAGUGGGGGAUAGCGAGAAGGAAUUGCCAGAGUGCGCGGACCGGAGCGAGGUAUGCAGCAAGGUGGAUUUAUAUGGUGCACCGUGGGUCGAGAGACAAUGUCGUUGUCCGAACGGCCGUGCUUGCCCCAGCAGUCUUCACGGGGACGACGGACACACGAUCAUCGAUAAAACGCGCCGCUACAAGCUCUGUGAACCCGUGAAACGACUUCCUAUCUGUCGUUAUUUCAAAGACAUUACGUGGACCCUGGCACCCGGAGGAGGUCCAGCAAACGCGACUGUACAACGAGUUCACUGUCGAUGUCGGCCAAGUAGCGUGCCGUACCUAGUUCGUAGGCUACCUCAUAGAUCACCGGAUGGAAAUCAAGGCUUUAUCUACGCCUUCGCUUGCUCUCCGCAAAGCAGAAUACGAUGCCAGCAUAAAGAGCCGUGUCGCCUGUUCACCGUGCGUAAGAGACGUAAUUCGCAACUCGAGGAGGUGAACGCCUCGCCACUCUGCCAGUGUCCCCGAGGAUACCGAUGCCCGCGACGACACACGGAUCCUGGCUCCUCACCGGCGAGAUCCUACGCCGGUGUCUUGGAAAUCAAGACCUACAGCGGUUACUGCAUACCCACCUACAACUUCGAUAAAAUGACCUACGAUAUCUAAGAGAGGAUCGUAGAAUCCUCAUGUACCUCCGUUCAACAAUAUAUCGGCGGUGUCGAUCCGGAUAUUUGCCACGCGCGACAUUAGAGUAUCCGUAGUUGAAUUACAUUAAUUAUUAAUUUUUUUUAUAAAAAAUGGCAUCACGGUUACACCGCAUUUUUGAAAAAUCCAUUAGCCAAUUAUAAAAUAAUUAUUAAAUUAAUAAUUAUUUUAUAAUAAAUUAAUUGUUACAUAUAUUACAUCGUCGUAUCGAUAGUGUUAUCGAUAAUAAUCUGAAAGUUUUUGCGUUGUCCAAUUUUUUCUGGAAAAUUCGAACGCAAGUCUUUCGCGGGAGGACCUCUUCCUCGUGAAUAAAGCGCGCUUAAUUCGUUCAUCGACACGAUAACGAAAGCCUCGACGACAGGAAAUUGAUAUAUUUGUCAACCGAUCAUGUGUCAUUAACCGUACAAUGCCGUGCCAUGUAGCAUCUCUAAUGGCGCGUUGGCGAAUGUUAAAUGUAAAAAGUAUGUACAAAAGUAUGUAGAGAUAAGAAAUUUGUGUGCCACCUAUACAAUUUUGUACAAUAUAAUAUUUGGAUCUUCUCACUUUGCAUCCGCAUGAAUAACUCGAUCAUGUUAUUGUACAUCUCUUGUAACAACGAUGAGUCUUUCCAUUUUUUUAGUGCUAUCUUGACUUUGUAUAUUCCUUUACAGAAUAUUACAGACAUCGCAGUUAAAUGUCAUAGUAGUCGGUGUAACUUGUAUAUAUCUGUCUCUGAUCCUCUCAUUCGAGGAGCAUAUUUAUAUUGUAUAUGAUAGCAUUGUAAGACAAUUCGGAUGAGACUCUCUCGAUGUUAUAUUUGUUAAUUUUACUUUAACUUAAUAAAAAAUAUGACUGCAUUGUGCUUUACUUUCUUCAGAUUUUCUUUCUACUUUACAUUUUAUGUUAAGCGAACGAGAAUUGAAUACUAAAAUACCGAUAUGAAUAAUUUUGUAAUAAAAUUUAUAUAUCUUUGCAAUAUUUGCAAAAUAUAUAUACAUGAUAAGGAGCGAGAGAUUUAUCGAUCUUUGAUGUAGAAUUUUCAAUCUGUGCCGCAAGUCGAUAAAGAAGAUUGUGACAAUGCUUUCAACGAUAAAUAAUUGUGCACAUUUUGAUAAAACAUUUCUUAUUAGAAACAAUAUUUUAAUUUAAAGCGUUACACAAAAUUGUUUAGGUA